Molecule: messenger RNA, 1047 nt
Organism: Acanthosepion pharaonis
Lineage: Eukaryota; Metazoa; Mollusca; Cephalopoda; Sepiida; Sepiidae
Source: the annotation of a GenBank genome assembly
AUGAUCAACUGUGCUGAAGACUUCACCAAAAGACAGACGGACGGCAGGAUAUUUCCUAGAUGUUUAUCUUCUCUUAACUCAUUCCACACGCUUUCAAAAUUUCCGUUCAUUGUCUCUGCAUCUUUUUUCACACACGCGCUCUUUCUUUCUCUAUUUCACUCUUUUCCUAAUCUUUUACUCUUAUUUAAUUUCGUCAUUGUCUUUCACUUGUCUUAUAUUUCUAUUUAUCUUUCUCUACUUGAGGAUUUUUUCUCGUCUUUUACUUCUUUUUCAUCUUCUACUUUUUCUUUAUUUUCUUUUUCUUUUUCUCUUCUCUCUCUCUCCCUCUCUCUCUCUCUCUCUCUCUCUCUCGAAUCAUUUUCUGACUUUUUCUUUUCUCGCCUUCUCCUUCUCUUAUUUUUUCUUUCCUUCUCUUUUCUUCUUUGUCUUUUUCUUUUCGUUUAUUUUUUUGUUUUUCUACCCCUUUUUUUCUCUUCUCGUUCUUCGUUCUCUUUCAUUCGUCUAUUUUUUUUCUUUCUAUUUCAACUCGUUGCUUUCAUUUCUUAUUUUUCUAACCUUCUUUUUUUUCCUUAUUUUUUUCUCUAUCAUUUUUCUUUUUCUCUUUCUCUUAUUUUCUUUCUUCCCUUCUCUAUUCUUCUUCUCUUUCUUUCUUCGUUGCCUUUGUCUCCUUGUGUCUCUCUCUUUUUCUCCUUCCCUGCGUCGUUCUUUUUCUCUUAUCUAUUUCUUUUCCCUUCCACCGCUGUCUCUCGCUUUCUCUCUCUCUCUUCCUCUCUCUCUCUCUCUCUCUCUCUCUAUCCCUCUCUUGUUAUUUAUCUCUCUCCUCUCUAUCUCUCUCUAUUUCUCUCUCAUUCAUUCUUUCUUUCUUUCUAUCUCUCACCCUCUCUUUCUCUUUCUCUUUAUCUCUCUCUUUUUCUCUCUCUCACACUCUCUCUCUUUCCCUCUCUCACUCUCUCUUUCUCUCGCUUUCUCUCUCUCACUCACCUCUCUCUUUCUCUCUCACUCUCUCUCUUCUUCUCUCUUUCUCUCUCUUCCAUAUUUUUUGUCUAG